Molecule: messenger RNA, 7272 nt
Organism: Crotalus tigris (Tiger rattlesnake)
Lineage: Eukaryota; Metazoa; Chordata; Lepidosauria; Squamata; Viperidae
Gene: EPHA3
Product: EPH receptor A3
Exons: 17
Coding region: 659-3613 (984 amino acids)
Biological process (GO): axon guidance; protein phosphorylation; cell surface receptor protein tyrosine kinase signaling pathway
Cellular component (GO): neuron projection; plasma membrane
Molecular function (GO): transmembrane-ephrin receptor activity; ATP binding; protein binding
Source: RefSeq, a predicted model, not a curated record
GAGACUAGACGGAGUUGUUGCGUUAUCUCCAAGUGCAGAGGCCAAGUAAACUGGAGCACAUCUCAAGACGAUAAGCUCAGAGAUUUCAAAGAGGACUUUAUUUGAGAUGUUCCUUACUCCCUCCACCUUGCACCUCCGCACACAUAUUUCACUUCUGCUGUGCGGCCCGGCUGUUACUUUGGGUUUUGCCGAAACAAAAGCGGAGAGGGCAGAGCAAAAUGCUAUUGAUAUCGCCGCGUCUCGAUUAGAAUCAAAGCCAACAUUUGUUUUUUUCAAAAGGGCGCUUCAAACAGGGAGGGGUUUGGUCGCGAAGUUCGCUGUCCACCACGCGCGCGCGCACACACACACACAGGCCGUUUUCCUGAAAAUUCCUCCUCCUUCCUCAUUCGCCGCUCCGUUGCUUUUAGUCUCAGCCUUCUGGGAUCUCCCCGUGGCUUGGCUUGCUGGAAGGAAAGAAGGGCGCUAGGACCCGGCGCGCCGGCCGGCAAGCUGCCGGCAGCCCAGGCAAUCCGCGAGACUCCUCCUCAUUUCCAGUGUCAAACUUGACAUCAGGCUGCGAGCGGAGCAUGGUAACUUCUCCUGCCAUCGGCGCGCUCACAAUCAGUGGCAUGCUCCGGGAAGAGAUGCAGCUCGCGCUGCCUUCUGCACCAGCCACAGCAUGGAUUGUCACUUCACCAGCCUCCUCUUCCUCCUCCUGGGAUCGACGCUCGGCUGCUUGGGAGAUCUGAGUCUUUACCCAACCAACGAAGUUAAUCUGCUAGAUUCAAAAGCAAUUCAAGGAGAGCUGGGCUGGAUCUCCUACCCAUCACAUGGGUGGGAAGAAAUAAGUGGUGUUGAUGAGAACUAUACUCCAAUCAGAACUUACCAAGUCUGCAAUGUCAUGGACCACAGUCAAAACAAUUGGUUAAGGACAAAUUGGAUACCACGAAAUUCUGCUCAGAAAAUUUAUGUGGAACUCAAAUUUACUCUGAGGGAUUGUAACAGUAUCCCUUUGGUUCUGGGCACCUGUAAGGAAACUUUUAAUUUGUAUUAUAUGGAAUCUGAUGAUGACCAUUCUGUCAAGUUCAGAGAACACCAGUUUACAAAGAUUGAUACCAUUGCUGCCGAUGAGAGCUUCACUCAGAUGGAUCUUGGGGAUCGGAUUCUUAAGCUCAAUACAGAAGUUCGUGAAGUAGGACCUGUGAGCAGGAAAGGAUUUUAUUUGGCUUUUCAAGAUGUGGGUGCAUGUGUGGCCUUAGUGUCAGUGCGAGUGUACUUCAAAAAAUGCCCUUUUACUAUAAAGAACCUGGCCAUGUUUCCAGAUACAAUACCUAUGGAUUCCCAGUCACUGGUGGAAGUGCGAGGCUCUUGUGUUAAUCAUUCCAAAGAGGAAGACCCACCCAAGAUGUACUGCAGUACCGAAGGAGAAUGGCUAGUACCCAUAGGGAAGUGCUUGUGUAAUGCCGGCUAUGAAGAAAGAGGCUACGCCUGCCAAGCUUGCCGACCAGGUUUUUAUAAAGCCUUUGCUGGUAAUGUUAAAUGCGCUAAAUGCCCACCUCAUAGUUCAACAAAUGUGGAAGGUUCUACAAACUGCAAGUGUGAGAAGAACUAUUUUCGAUCUGAAGGAGAUGUUCCAUCAAUGGCUUGCACAAGACCGCCUUCUGCUCCCAAAAAUGUUAUUUCUAAUAUUAAUGAGACCUCAGUCAUCCUAGAUUGGAGCUGGCCUUUGGACACAGGGGGCAGAAAGGAUGUCACUUUCAACAUUGUAUGCAAGAAAUGUGGAGGAACCAGCAAGCUCUGUGAACCAUGUAGCAAUAUUGUAAGAUUUCUUCCGCGUCAGAUGGGACUCACCAAUACCACUGUGACUGUAGUGGAUCUCUUGGCUCAUACAAAUUACACUUUUGAGAUAGACGCUGUUAAUGGAGUCUCUGAUUUAAGUACCUUGCCAAGACAAUUUGCUGCAGUCAGCAUUACAACCAAUCAAGCAGCUCCAUCACCUAUUACAGCAAUCAGAAAGGACCGGACUUCUAGAAACAGCAUCUCUCUGUCUUGGCAAGAACCUGAACACCCGAAUGGGAUCAUUUUGGAUUAUGAAGUCAAGUACUAUGAAAAGGAACAAGAAACAAGCUACACCAUUCUGAGAGCAAAAACUAUGAAUGUUACUAUUAAUGGCCUUAAGCCAGACACCACUUAUGUUUUCCAAAUCAGAGCCCGAACUGCUGCAGGAUAUGGGACCAACAGCCGCAAAUUUGAGUUUGAAACCAGUCCAGACUCUUUCUCCAUCUCCAGUGAGAAUAGCCAAGUUGUAAUGAUUGCUGUUUCAGCUGCGGUAGCAAUUAUUCUGCUCACAAUUGUGGUUUACAUUUUGAUUGGGAGAUUCUGCGGACAUAAUAAGUCAAAACAUGGGUCUGAUGAGAAGAGGCUGUAUUUUGGUAAUGGGCAUUUGAAGCUUCCAGGCCUCAGAACAUAUGUGGAUCCACAUACAUACGAAGAUCCCAAUCUGGCUGUUCAUGAAUUUGCCAGAGAACUGGAGGCUUCCAGCAUAGCUAUUGAUAAAGUCGUUGGGGCAGGUGAGUUUGGAGAAGUAUGUAGUGGCCGUCUAAGGCUUCCUUCCAAAAAGGAAAUAUCAGUUGCAAUAAAAACCCUGAAAGUUGGUUACACAGAGAAACAGAGAAGAGAUUUCCUUGGAGAAGCAAGCAUCAUGGGACAAUUUGAUCAUCCCAAUAUAAUCCGGUUAGAAGGCGUGGUCACCAAAAGUAAACCAGUCAUGAUUGUUACUGAAUAUAUGGAAAAUGGUUCUUUAGAUAGCUUUCUCAGGAAACAUGAUGCUCAAUUCACAGUCAUUCAGCUUGUAGGAAUGCUUCGAGGAAUUGCAUCUGGCAUGAAAUAUCUUUCCGAUAUGGGUUAUGUCCAUCGUGACCUUGCUGCCCGCAACAUACUCAUCAACAGUAACUUAGUAUGCAAAGUCUCUGAUUUUGGCCUCUCCCGCAUAUUGGAAGAUGAUCCAGAAGCUGCCUAUACAACAAGGGGAGGCAAGAUUCCAAUUCGUUGGACAUCUCCAGAAGCUAUUGCUUAUCGCAAAUUUACAUCAGCCAGUGACGCAUGGAGCUAUGGUAUUGUUCUUUGGGAAGUAAUGUCCUAUGGAGAGAGACCUUAUUGGGAAAUGUCUAAUCAAGAUGUAAUUAAAGCAGUGGAGGAAGGAUACCGUUUGCCACCACCCAUGGACUGUCCAGCUGCCUUAUAUCAGAUGAUGCUGGACUGUUGGCAAAAAGACAGAAACAACAGACCAAAGUUUGAACAGAUUGUCAGCAUCUUGGACAAGCUUAUCCGUAAUCCCAGCAGUUUAAAAAUUAUCACCAACGCAGCUGCAAGGCCAUCAAAUCUCCUACUGGACCAAAGUAGCAUUGAAAUCUCACCCUUCCGCUCAACAGGUGACUGGCUCAGUGGUAUUCGGAUAGGGCAAUGCAAAGACAUAUUCACAGGAGUGGAAUACAGUUCAUGUGAUACAAUAGCCAAUAUUUCCUCAGAUGACAUGAAGAAAGUUGGGGUGACGAUUGUUGGACCACAGAAAAAACUUAUUAGCAGUAUUAAAUCUCUGGAAAUACAUACAAAGAAUAGCCCUGUUCCUGUGUAAAUUACAAAAUGCCAGCAUUCAGGACCCAUCUGGAGAAAGUGAGAAAAAUUACUGAAAAAGGUCCUGAUAAUGUGUGGAAAAUUGUGAGACUUAAAAGGCACUGUUGCAACAAAAUGGGGCAAUUUGCAACAAACGUGAAAUUUCCAGCCCAUUAAAAGACUCAUAAAGUUGAGUUCAAUUGCCUUAAAAUAGGAAUGAAAAACUUAUUUUCUAUCUCUUAUUCUUGAAGGAGGGGUACUUCCUUAUAGUAAUAAUGGACUGCUCAAACAUAAAAUGCAUUUGGAAGAAGAAAAAAAAGUGUUUAAAAAGCUGUGUAACUUAAGCCAUUCAAAUAUUAAUAGACUGAAUAUCAUAAAAGGCAAAAGAAACAAUGGAUGUAAUACGGUGUUUGGAAUGACUGUCAACAGCAUUAAACAGUAUUUUUUUUAAUAUGCGGAAAGGAUAGGCACGUAGCAUUUUAUUUCUUUAAUUCCUGUAAGCAUAUUCGAGGAUGAUACCUCAGACUUGUCUAGCCAUAUCUGCAAUGAUAUCCUUGCAAUAUUUUGUUUUUGACUGUGGAUGGUAAAUCUGAAUGACAAUUGGUUGAAAAUGAAGGCAAUACUUCACAGAUACUUGUCCUGGGUGUGUUCUUUAAAAGCAAAACUUUUUAUAUAUAUAAAAUGCAUAUUUAUUUCCUUUAAAAAUGUUCCUCUUGUUUAUAUUUAUAUAGGUUUUGACUGGGAUUAAUGACUGCCAAAUGCCAAAUUUCUUCAAACUUUAGCUGUCAUCAAUAUUUAAGGGGGGGAAAGAUCAGUAAAACUCAUGUGAUUUUAUUCCUAAUAAAAAUUUCACUACAAAAGAACUGAUGUGCAUACAAGAAUGCUCACAAACUUAUAAUACAUCCUAUACAAAUAUGGAGAAUUUCAUGCACAACAUUUUUAACAUGGAACCAUAUAACAAUCUUAUUUCACAUGGGGAAUAUUCUUGGGGAACUAUUUAAUUGCAUGUACUUAAACGUUGCAGUAUUCAGCUAGUUUUGGAGUGUAUCAGAUGUUUAACUGUUUGAUGGAUUACUUGGUAGUAGAAUUCUUUGCUUAUGUUGCCCUAGGAUUAAAAAAAAAGAAAAGAUACUCUUAGGUGCUUCCAGACAAGGAUGUUCUUUUGUAGAAACAAUCCAAACAACAUCGUCUUCCAUUUGUUAGCUGGUUUUGUUAAUCAGAAUUUCUUCUAUUUUCUUUCUCAAUGGAAUACACAAUACACACACACACACACACACACACACAUACACAUAUAAUUACCUACCAUAUAUUUUGAUCAGUAACUAUAGAAGCUAUCUGUUGGAAAACAUUAUUUUCUCACUUUAAAUUACUGGUCACAAUAUAUGUGAAAUAAUGAUGUUAUUACAAGGCAGCAUGUGUAUGGUUAUAAAAUUUUAUUUAAAUGAAUUCCCAUCUUAUUCACGUCCUUUUGCUCUAUUUGGCCUUCUCUGAACAUCCUUUUUUAUGGUAACUAACAACAAUUAUUUUAAUGUAAUCCAAAACUUGCAGAAACUGUGAUAUCUAACGUAGUAUGUAAUCAUAUUUGAAAAUGGAUAAAGUAACAUUCAAAAUAUUAGUUAUACAUAGAAUGUCUUUGCUCAUUCUGUAAUUUUAAUAUCCCUCUAGUAUUUUUCAUGAUAUUCUGCUGGCCUUGAAAAGUACACAACAUCUUAAAAUGUUUUGAAAGGGCAUAACAGUUCUGAAAGAAAUUGAAUUGGAUUAAACUAAUAUUUUCAUACUAAUAAUGAUUCCUUCAUUCUUUUAAAAAAUUAUUCUUUAUGCCUUAUUGCAAACAUUCAAGCCAGUAAGAAAUAAAGUAAAAUAAAAAUAAUAGAAUUGUGCUUCUCAACAAUAACAUGUGGAAAAAUUAUCUUACAAUCAACUUUCAGUUCCUAUAAAAGAAAAAAAAGCUCAUCAAAAUUUCAAAAUAAAUUUAAGUUUUAGCUAUUUUUAAUUUUAUCACAGUAUCUAGUAAUGCCAGGGAACAUUAUUUUGAGUACGCUCAUUACUUGGAAUGGGUAUUGUAGUUUGUUCAGGAGAAUUGCUUCUUUUCCUCCUAAGAGGAUUUUUAAAAAGCUCUUAGUCUUCUCUUUCUUACAAUUUUUGUACUCCUGAAGGGCAUUCUAUAGCCCCCAUUUUCCCUAUCCCGUGUACAUAUGUAAACUUAGCAGUGUAAAAUUUUUAACUGUGGAGUAGAGGAAAUAGAAUUUUUGUGGCCAUCUUCCUGUACAGGACCUGCCUUUGAUUAUUUACAUCAAAAAAUUUAAAAAAACCACAGUCAUUACAAAUAAUAUGUAAUAAUUGAUUUUGUAUCUUAAAAAUAUUGUUUUAUGUGUAUUAUUUAUUUCUGUUAACAUAUAACAUAGUCUUUUCUGUACUUUAGAAUCCAAUAAUUCGAGAUGUAUAGAUGUAAUUGGAACUCACAAAUCUGAAUUUACUUUUAACAUUUAUUUCAAAGCAUUACUUACUCAGUUAGUUUAUUAUGUUGUGAAAUAUAGAUGGCCUAUUACUAAUGUAAAAUGAUUUGUAGUGGAAACAUUUAUAUUUUUAUAAUAAACAUAAUGAAAGUAUUUUUUACAUAUUGGAAUGCGGAGGUGAUUGUUUAAAACUUGCACAAGUUUUUAUGGUUUUGCAUUAAAUUUGCAGCAUCUGCUUAACUAAAUUUUUGAUUUAGGUUUGGCUUCAUUGCAUUAGAUGGUAAGAUUAAAUUACCAUAAGGUUAAAACUUCUGAAUGUUCUUACUUGAUCUCAAUUUUCAUAUCCAUGAAGAUGCUCCAUUGGGAAUUCCCCAGGAUAGAUGGCUAUUUGUAAAUCAUUCUUACUGCUAGAUUAGGGUCCAAUGGCUAUAGCCUCAAUAAUACAAAUCACAUUUAGGGGAAAUUAAGCCAAAGUCAAUCUUUGUUCCUAGUAAAAUAAUUUGGCUUCUACACUCUUUAAGCACAUUACUGUUUCUUCUACAACAUGAAUAUGUCACUCCUAACUGUGUAAAACUAAGAAUUUAUGGUGUCUUCAGAUAUGUUUUAUCUGAAGCAUAUCUGAAGGCACCAUGCAAAGAUAUACUGUAUAUUAAGUAAAGAAAUUAAAGCAUGAGAUAUGACAGUAGAAAGUUAACAGUUUAUCUUUUGUUUAGCCUUUUUACCAUACUUUUCUCUACCUUGCACCCUUUCCCUACCAAGAUUUUCUCUAACUAAAUUGCAGGUUUUAUAUGAAGGUUAUGACAUUAUCGUUGGCUUGUAUUUUGACUUCUACUUCUUUUUGGAAUUCCAAAGAAUCCAUUCAACAAAUGCUAUUCAACAAACCUUUGAUAGCUUUUAUACCUUGGCAAAUGUUUAGUUCGAGAAUUCAGAUGUUUGCUCCACCACUAAAUAUAACAACAUCGGUUUGGAGCAUUAAGGAAGUUUAAAUUUGAUCUUUGUUCAUGUGAAAUAUUAAUAUUGAGGGAUCUAAAUAAAAAUUUCAGGUAAGUCCUUUGUUUUCAGAAAUACUUGAGCAGAAAAUGUUAUCUAGUUGGGUAAUAAAAUGUCUACAAGAAAAUAACCAAACUCAGAGAGUACCAGCGACUCCACAAUUCAACCCUGAGCCACAUAUGUUUUCUUUUGUUGGUACUUGUUAUUUUAUCGCAUAUAUUUCUUAAAUGCUCAC